Messenger RNA from Suncus etruscus (white-toothed pygmy shrew), 2271 nucleotides. It is a transcript of the gene AOC1, whose product is annotated as amine oxidase copper containing 1. Gene Ontology annotation, biological process: response to antibiotic; amine metabolic process. Lineage: Eukaryota; Metazoa; Chordata; Mammalia; Eulipotyphla; Soricidae. The transcript is spliced from 4 exons. Gene Ontology annotation, cellular component: plasma membrane. Bases 1 to 2271 code for a protein of 756 amino acids. Gene Ontology annotation, molecular function: diamine oxidase activity; primary methylamine oxidase activity; quinone binding. The record is from RefSeq and is a predicted model, not a curated record.
AUGGGGCAAGAAAGCCUGGCCCUUGGCUGGGCCGUGGCAGCCAUCCUGGCACUACAAGCCUUGGCAGCACACCAUAACCCUCACACCCUGGGUAGCGAAGCUGGGGUGUUCGCAGACCUGAGCGCCAAGGAGAUGAAAGCUGUGCAUGGCUUCUUAUCAUCCCAGAAGACGCUGGGUUUGCAGACAGCCAGAGCUCCUACCCUGGCCAAGAACUUCGUGUUCCUCAUCGAGAUGCUGCUGCCUAAAAAGCAGCGUGUGCUCCGCUUUCUAGACAAAGGGGACAGGCGUCCAACCCGAGAGGCACGCGUGGUCGUCUUCUUCGGUGCCCAAGAGCACCCCAACAUCACCGAAUUUGCCGUGGGGCCCCUGCCUUGUCCUACGUACAUGCGGGAGCUGCCCCCAAGGCCCAGGCACCAGGUGUCCUGGUCAGCUAGGCCCAUCACUGCGGCCGAGUAUGCCCUCCUCCACCAAUUCUUUCAGGAGGUUACACAGCCACUGGAGACCUUCUUCUUCCAAACGACUGGCUUCUCAUUCGGAGACUGCAGUGACCACUGUCUUACCUUCACUGAUGUGGCACCCCGAGGCCUGGCCUCAGGCGAACGGCGCUCCUGGUUUAUCAUACAGCGUUUUGUGAUAGGCUAUUUCUUGCACCCCACGGGGCUGGAGCUCCUGGUAGAUCAUCAAAGCACUGAUGUUCGAGACUGGAGGGUGGAGAAAGUGUGGUACAACGGCAAAUAUUACCACAGUCCCGAAGAGCUGGCACGCAAGUACCAGAAUGGAGAGGUGGAUGCUGUGAUCCUGGAGGAGAUGCCCACCCAGGGCUCCCCAGGGCAUGAGAGCGUAGAGGAGAUGCCCCUCUUCUCCAGCUAUUACCCAAGGGGGGAAUUCCCUACACCCUUCACAAAGGCCGGUCCCCAUGUGACCCAGCCGGAGGGACCCCGCUAUAAGCUACAUGGCAACACGGUGCAGUACGGAGGCUGGAGUUUUGCCUAUAGGCUGCGCACGUCCACUGGCCUGCAGAUCAUGGACAUGCGCUUUGGGGGUGAGCGGGUGGCCUAUGAGGUGAGUGUCCAGGAGGCAGCGGCCCUGUACGGAGGCCACACGCCUGCCGGCAUGCAGACCAAAUACAUUGAUGUGGGCUGGGGUUUGGGCAGCGUCACACAUGAGUUAGCCCCCAGCAUCGACUGUCCCGACACGGCCACCUUUCUGGAUGCCCUGCACUUCUACGACACCGACGAGCCCGUCCACUAUCCCCGAGCCCUCUGCCUCUUCGAGAUGCCCACAGGCGUGCCCAUCCGGCGGCAUUUUAACUCUGACUUCAGUGGCAGCUUCAACUUCUAUGCAGGACUCCAGGGCCAGGUGCUGGUGUUACGGACCACGUCGACUGUCUACAACUACGACUACAUCUGGGAUUUUAUUUUCUACAGCAACGGGGUGAUGGAGGUCAAGGUGCAUGCCACUGGCUACGUGCACGCGACCUUCUAUACUCCCGACGGGUUGAAGCAUGGCACCCGCCUGCACACGCAUCUGCUGGGAAACAUGCAUGUACACCUGAUACAUUACCGUGUGGACCUGGAUGUGGCAGGCUCCAAAAACAGCUUCCAGACCCUGCAGAUGAAGCUGGAAAAUGUCACCAAUCCCUGGAGCCCCAGGCACCGCCUGGUGCAGCCGAAACUGGAGCGAGCCCAGUACAUCCGGGAACGCCAGGCUGCCUUCCGCUUCGGACAGAGGCUGCCUAAGUACUUGCUUUUCAACAGCCCUGAAAAGAACAGGUGGGGUCACCAGCGCAGCUACCGUCUGCAGAUCCAUUCGAUGGCUGAGCAGGUGUUACCCCCUGGCUGGCAGGAGGAACGGGGUGUAACCUGGGCCAGGCACCCCUUGGCUGUGACCCGGUACCGGGAGUCAGAGCUGACCAGUAGCAGCAUCUACAACCAGAAUGACCCCUGGGACCCCCCUGUGGUCUUCGAGGAGUUUCUCCAGAACAAUGAAAACAUUCAAAAUGAGGACUUGGUGGCCUGGGUGACUGUGGGCUUCCUGCACAUCCCCCACUCAGAGGACAUUCCCAAUACAGCCACCCCCGGGAAUGCCGUAGGCUUCCUGCUCCGGCCCUUCAACUUCUUCACAGAGGAUCCGUCCCUGGCAUCCAGGGACACCGUGAUUGUGUGGCCCCGGGACAAGGGCCCCAACUACAUGCAACGCUGGAUCCCUGAGAACAGGGAAUGCAGGUUUUCGCCCCCUUUCAGCUACAAUGGAACCUACAGGCCUUUAUGA